This is a messenger RNA of Calidris pugnax (ruff), 1828 nucleotides long. RefSeq names its product tRNA methyltransferase 12 homolog (S. cerevisiae) (gene TYW2). The transcript is spliced from 8 exons. Bases 126 to 1424 code for a protein of 432 amino acids. Gene Ontology annotation, molecular function: tRNA methyltransferase activity. The record is from RefSeq and is a predicted model, not a curated record. NCBI's taxonomy places the organism in Eukaryota, Metazoa, Chordata, Aves, Charadriiformes, Scolopacidae. Gene Ontology annotation, biological process: tRNA methylation. Gene Ontology annotation, cellular component: cytoplasm.
CUUCCGCUUCCGCCCACAACAAACAUGGCGGCGGCGCGGCCCGGAGGGGAAGGCGCUCCGGCGGGAAACAAGGACCCGCACCGCUGCAGCCGGCGGGCCGCGGUCGGUGGCUGUGUCCCUGCUAAAUGGUGAUGUCCCCCGCCCUGGGGAUGGAGGCAAGGGGUGUCCCCGGCCCCGUCCCUGCACUGGCCACGGAGCCACGGUUCGCCCAGCGCCUCAGGGAGCAUUUGGAAGAGGAGCAGCUCCUGGAUGGGCGCUACCGGCUGCAGGAGGUGCCAGGAGGCCGGGUGGCCCUGCCUGUGCUGGAGGAGAAGCUUGACCAGCUGCAGCUGCCCCAGGAGAUGCCCUGUGAGCUGCUCCACAUCCAGGACCCCGUCCCCUCCAGGGCAGCCCGCAGGCAGACACCCCCCAGGAAGCUGCGGGACGAGCUGCGGCGGCUGCUGGGCGAGAGCUGGUGGGAGGAGCUGGAGCGUGAUGUGCCACGCGCCUGGCAGCGCCACGGGGACCUGGUCCUGCUGAGCGAGGACAGCUUCAGGGCUGCCCCCUGGGAGAAGCUGGGUCCGGAGCUCUGGGAGACAGUGGCCUCGGCUCUGGGUGCCCGGCGGCUGGCCAGGCGAGGACGGGUGUUGCCAGAUGGCAUGCGUUCCCCCAGUGUCACCCUGCUGCUGGGCCAGGAUGGCUGGGUGGAGCACGUGGACAACGGGAUCAGGUACACGUUCGACGUGACCAAGUGCAUGUUCUCGCCGGGCAACAUCACGGAGAAGCUGCGGGUGGCCUCCCUGCCCUGCUCCGGGGAGGUCCUGGUGGAUCUCUACGCAGGCAUUGGCUACUUCACGCUGCCCUACCUGGUCCACGCGGCGGCCGCCUUCGCCCACGCCUGCGAGUGGAACGGCCACGCCGUGGAGGCCCUGCAGAGGAACCUGGCUCUGAACGGCGUGCAGGACCGCUGCCGUGUCCACCACGGGGACAGCCGGCAGCUGGAGCUGCGGGACGUGGCCGACCGGGUGAACCUGGGGCUGAUUCCCAGCUCGGAGGAAGGCUGGCCGGUGGCCUGUCGUGUCCUGAAGAAGAGCACGGGUGGGGUUCUCCACAUCCACCACAACGUGGAGAGUCCCCCGGCACCGGCCCCAACGCAGAGCCCGGUCCUGCGGGCUGAGACAGGGUCUGCAGAAGGAGCUGGCUCCGAUGGAGAGGUGCGGCGGCCAACGGAGGACAGCGGGAAGGUGCCCCCGGGGGCCAGGAUCAGGCCUGAGUGGCAGAGGUGGGCUGAAGCCACGGCGUCACGGAUCCGGGGGCUGCUGGCAGAGCUGCACGGGCAGCCGUGGCGCACCAGCGUCCUGCACGUCGAGGCGGUGAAGUCCUACGCGCCCCACGUGCAUCACCUCGUGCUGGACCUGGAGUGCCGGCCCACCUUGCCCACCUAGGUGGCCACGGGCCCUGGUGUGGCUCCAGCUCCCACAAAAUGCUGGCCGUUGGAGCAUCCGUGGCCAGGAGAUGGUACCAUGUCCUGCUGCCAGCCUGGCUGUGCUUUUACAUCCCCUCGUUCCUGCGUGCCUUCCAGUUCCCAGGGCACCGAGGGGUGUGCUCCCAUGGGAGAUCCCAUGGCCUGGCAUGGAGCCCGAAGCUCUGCCUGUUGCUGCCCAGAUCAUGGACACAGUGGUGGCACCUUCAGCCCCAUUUUCACAGGGGGCUGAAUAAACCUCCAAUUCCUGCCAGGCUUCCUUUCAGUGGGACAGAGUUUGUGGUUACAUUCACCAGUGUGGUGGAAACAGGUCUGUUCCUCUCGGUUUCUUCUCCCCUUUUUUGCAGAAAUAGAGAUGUUUCCCAC